Drosophila bipectinata is the source of this 2748-nucleotide messenger RNA. RefSeq names its product Autophagy-related 4b (gene Atg4b). Gene Ontology annotation, molecular function: protein-phosphatidylethanolamide deconjugating activity. Lineage: Eukaryota; Metazoa; Arthropoda; Insecta; Diptera; Drosophilidae. The record is from RefSeq and is a predicted model, not a curated record.
CUGUCAGUUCAGUUCAGUUCGGCCACGGCCAGCAAGACGCUCGUUCUGCCAUUGCCAUGCCCCAGUUCUUUAAAUUUUCUAAGCUUCGAACAAAGCGUCGUCGCUCAUCUUCCGCUUCCUCUGUUUUUGUGUCCAAGCAGAUGAACUAUGAUGGCUUGCUAUCGAAGUUAACCGACGAGAAACUGAUGAUCUUCGACACCGGCGAGGGAACAAUUGUGGAAGGCAGCCGGAUGGGAGCGCAGGAUUUGCCACUUGUGGAGGAUGGAGCCGUCGAGGAGGAGCAGGCAGCUCCCAUACAGACGAUACCAAGAAAUGUCUUUGCAGUUCCGCGCGUUCCCUCUCCAACGCCCUGUCCCUCCCCGUCCCCCGCUCCCGCCCCCGUUCCCGUGACCAUGUCAGGUGCGAAUUUGAACCUCAAGUCGGAAAGUGCUGCUACAGCAACGCCGCAACGCAAAAUAUCGACGUCAUCACGUUUCAUGAAUGCCUUCAGUCAGCUAUAUAGUGGCGGUAACAGUAGCGGGGCCAGCUGUGGUCACGUGGAGCCAGCCCACAGUGAAGACCCCAACCGAACGCCCACCAAAGGUAUGGAAUCCAAGCUGGUGGCGAUGUGGCACAACGUCAAGUACGGCUGGAGCGGAAAAAUGCGGCAGACGAGCUUCUCUAAGGAGCAGCCGGUGUGGUUACUGGGACGAUGCUACCAUCGACGCUUCACGCCGCCAGUGAGCAUGGAGAGCUCCACUACCGAAAUGGAUUCCGCGCCCGACAAUGCUACCUCGGCGUUCGACAGCAUACAAGCCACAUCAACAUCCACAUCGCUGUACCCAACUUUAAAUCCGCAAAACAUUGACGAAAUCGUUGUGCCGCAGGAGUUGGGAAUGGAUGCAGUGGAAAACCAAGUGGGUGAACAUCCUUGGGAAGAGGGCAUCGAGGGCUUUCGACGUGAUUUUUAUAGUCGUAUUUGGAUGACGUACAGACGAGAGUUUCCAACGAUGAACGGUUCCAACUACACAUCGGAUUGCGGCUGGGGCUGCAUGCUGCGGAGUGGCCAGAUGCUUCUGGCCCAAGGACUGAUUUGUCACUUCAUGGGACGCACUUGGCGCUAUGAUUCAGAGUCGCAAUUGCACUCGACCUACGAGGAUAACAUGCACAAAAAGAUCGUCAAGUGGUUCGGUGACAGCUCCUCGAAGAGUAGCCCCUUUUCUAUCCACGCCCUGGUUCGGUUAGGUGAGAACCUGGGCAAGAAGCCCGGGGACUGGUACGGACCUGCCUCUGUCUCCUAUUUAUUGAAACACGCCUUAGAGCAUGCCGCUCAGGAAAAUGCAGACUUUGAUAAUAUAAGCAUCUAUGUGGCCAAAGAUUGCACAAUCUACAUUCAAGAUAUAGAGGAUCAGUGUAGUAUUCCGGAACCGGCCCCCAAGCCGAAUGUGCCUUGGCAACAGGCGAAGCGACCGCAGGCGGAAGCCUCGAAGACGGAGCAUCAGCAACACUGGAAGUCUCUGAUUGUGCUCAUACCGCUACGGCUUGGAAGUGAUAAGCUUAAUUUGGCUUAUGCCCACUGCCUGAAGCUGCUCCUGAGCACGGAGCACUGCCUUGGGAUCAUCGGCGGGAAGCCCAAGCACUCGCUCUACUUUGUUGGCUUUCAGGAGGACAGACUCAUCCACCUGGACCCGCACUACUGCCAGGAGAUGGUAGAUGUGAACCAGGAAAACUUCUCGCUGAACUCGUUUCAUUGCAAGUCGCCCCGCAAACUCAAGUCUAGCAAAAUGGAUCCUAGCUGCUGUAUUGGGUUCUACUGCGCCACAAAGAGUGAUUUCGACAACUUUAUGGAAAGCGUUCAACUGUAUUUGCAUCCCAUGCGCUGCGCUUCGGGGGCCACAGUGGAUAAGAUGGCCGGAUCUCAGCAGGUGCCCCCUCAAUCCCUACAACAACUAUCCGAGCAAAUAGAUAUGAACUACCCCCUGUUUUCGUUCUCAAGGGGUCGUUGCUUGGACCACGAGCGUGAUGAGAUGAGCGAUUCUCUUUAUAAACCGCUCAUCAAACAGGUGGCAAACAUGGCGCAGGAACAGGGUGUUCAGCUGAUGCCUCCGCAGGCACUCGAUGACAAUGAACAAGACGAUAGUGAAAGCGAAGAGUUUGUGCUGUUGUAGAUCGUUCUCAUUUCUGUGCCCGUGUCCGUUCCUGAUCCCGAUCCCGUUCCCUACGUGAUUAUUAUUAGCUGUGUUAUUUGCUCAAUAUUAUUUGAUUUAGUUGCUAACCGCCGUUGCUCGCUUGCUCGCCUAGAACCGCUAGAAAAACCCAACAGACCCGUAUCUCAAACACAAAGACUUUGUUAUAAUUUUACGCAUACCCAUGUAGUACAUAGACCCCGUUCAUAUAUCUUGAAUAUUUACCGAUGUCCACGUUAAUCUCUCUUUUGUUCGACUUUUUGUCGCGUUCUCGCAUUCUGCCAAAGUUCUCCCUGAUUCCCCGACAGCAGUCCCCACAGAUGCGUCUGUAGAUUACAUAGUCUUAUGUAAUUUGAGGUAUUAUUAUUUUAAAUCAUGAAUCUUUAAUGGAAUUGAAUCAUUUUACAAAAUGGUGCCACAACUUUGUCACUGUUCUCGCAAGUAUUUCAUGUAGUCCUUACGUUCUAGAACUUAGCUAAUUUAUAUAAGCCGUCUUGUAAUUGUUUGAUCAUUAAUUAGUUUUAACAUCAAAUUGUAUAUACCCUCGAUUAAAUUAAUAAAUAAAUUAAUUAUCCUAAACACA